Rhizoctonia solani is the source of this 681-nucleotide messenger RNA. RefSeq lists its product as uncharacterized. The transcript is spliced from 2 exons. Bases 1 to 681 code for a protein of 226 amino acids. Lineage: Eukaryota; Fungi; Basidiomycota; Agaricomycetes; Cantharellales; Ceratobasidiaceae. The record is from RefSeq and is a predicted model, not a curated record.
AUGGCAACCCGCUCCUGGUCACCCUCUCCAGCCCACUCCCCUGUUGAUCAGGGACAGCUGGAAUCCCUACUUCCACCAGCCUCCCCUGAGCUUGGCAAAGUCUCUCUCAAGCAGGUUAUCCACCUACUCUGGGGACUCCAAUCACAAGUUGACUGCAUUGACUGGACCCUCUUGGAACAGAAUGAAAUUAAUCAAGAGGUUUGCACCAACGUCAAGAACAUCUUGCAAGCUGUUGAUGUUGUCAAGGAUGGGCUUGCCCAGCUCCAACUCACUCAGGGCUGCACCCAGAGCCAAACCUAUUGGCAAGGCUCAACCAUUCCUUGGGGCCCUGCACCCAUCAUCUCCACAGGGGCCCCCCAGCGCAACCCCCUCUCCUUAUUCAACCCAUAUCCCUCCUCCUCCUUCCCUUUGGGACUGCCUCCAGCAGCCCCUGCAGCACCUCCAGCAGCGCCCCAAGUCACUCUGGCGCCGCCUCCAGCCCCCUCCACUGUGGAAGUGGACCACCCAGAUGCCAUCAAAGGCAAAAUUGGCUUGGAGGCCAAACAAUGGCUGACACGCAUGUUGGCCUGGGUUUGCCUAAAUCAAAGGCAGUUCUCAAUGGACCUGGAGUUCCUAAGUUGCCUCCUCAUGAAUAUGAUGGAGGCUGGCAGGCCUGGGCUCACCCCCAUUUGGACCAAUUAG